UUUCUUUUUUUUGUUUCUUCUUCCUUUGAUUUUGUAGAUUUUUUUUUGGCGGUUUUGAAUCAAAGGAAGGAGGAAAUUAGGAGGAGAAGGAGGAGGAGGAGGAGAGAGAGGAAGGCGUGUGCAUUUCUCUCUCUUCUUUUGUAAGCAAAUUAGGGUUUGGAUAGCGGAAUUGAAGACGAACAAGGUGAAGAUGAAUAUGAUGCGUCGGCUCAAGAGCAUUGCAUCGGGCCGGAGCUCCGUUUCGUCCGACCCGGGUGGUGAUUCCAGCUCAAAGAGAUCAAAGUUUGAUCAACAAACUGAAAAGAAGGUUAUUGGACAGUCAAAUGGUGUUGAGAGAAGUGCCACUGAUCAGAAUACAAAAUCAACAUCAAUGGAAUCUGCUGCAAGCACGUCCAGUGCGUCUUCCAUAGCUAAGAUAGAGGCCAAAGAAGAAAAAUCAACUGUUGAUCAACUCCCAAAAGAUAUGCAUCAAAUGAAAAUCAGAGAUGUCCACAACCAUGAUGAAAAGGAUAUGGAAGAAACUAUCAUAAGUGGUAAUGGAACGGAGACAGGCCAUAUCAUUGCUACGACAGUAGGCGGUCGAAAUGGACAGCCUAAACAGACAAUCUCUUAUAUGGCAGAGUGCGUAGUUGGCACUGGUUCUUUUGGAGUCGUCUUUCAGGCCAAGUGUCUGGAAACAGGUGAAGCAGUUGCAAUAAAAAAGGUGCUGCAGGAUAAAAGAUAUAAAAAUAGGGAACUUCAGAUCAUGCGCUUACUGGACCAUUCCAAUGUUGUUCAAUUGAAGCAUUGUUUCUUUUCAACUACUGAAAAGGACGAGCUGUACCUUAACCUUGUCCUUGAGUAUAUAUCUGAGACUGUUUACAGAGUGUCAAAGCAUUAUGUCCGGAUGAACCAACAUAUUCCCAUUAUUUAUGUGCAGUUGUACACGUACCAGAUUUGUCGGGCGUUAAAUUACUUGCACCACGUUGUUGGUGUGUGUCAUCGUGAUAUUAAGCCACAGAAUUUGCUGGUUAAUCCCCACACUCAUCAGCUUAAGAUAUGUGAUUUUGGGAGUGCAAAGAUGCUGGUACCAGGUGAAGCCAACAUAUCAUAUAUUUGCUCGCGAUAUUAUAGAGCUCCAGAACUCAUAUUCGGGGCAACAGAAUAUACAACUGCAAUUGAUAUGUGGUCUGUUGGUUGCGUAUUUGCUGAACUUCUUCUUGGGCAGCCACUGUUUCCUGGGGAGAGUGGUGUUGAUCAGCUGGUGGAAAUCAUAAAGAUUCUUGGAACACCAACCAGAGAAGAAAUUAAGUGCAUGAAUCCAAACUAUACUGAGUUCAAGUUUCCUCAAAUUAAAGCUCAUCCUUGGCAUAAGAUAUUCCAUAAGCGAAUGCCCCCUGAAGCUGUGGAUCUUGUGUCAAGGCUGCUCCAGUAUUCACCAAAUCUGCGUUGCACUGCUUUAGAGGCUUGUGCGCACCCUUUCUUUGAUGAUUUGAGAGACCCAAAUGUAAGCUUGCCUAAUGGACGGGCAGUACCUCCUUUGUUCGAUUUCACAGCUCAAGAAUUGGCCGGUGCAUCCACUGAACUCAGACAUCGUCUCAUCCCUGAGCAUGCAAGGAAUUAAUUACUGGACCUAGGGGUUUCGCAUAUCUCCAUGAUGUAAAUGCAUUUUUGAUUGAUUGGAUGCUCUCGAGCCGUGCUACCUGUACCAUUUUGCAAAUUACGACAGGAGUAGUGGAGAUAAGCUCCUGCAGGGUGUUUGCACAGACAGACAGACGGAGGAUGGGGCUGCGGGGCUGAUUGGCAACCAGAUUCUAACACUUCAGUUUUAAAUUGUAUUGAUGUACGCC
Molecule: messenger RNA, 1829 nt
Organism: Fragaria vesca subsp. vesca
Lineage: Eukaryota; Viridiplantae; Streptophyta; Magnoliopsida; Rosales; Rosaceae
Product: shaggy-related protein kinase theta-like
Exons: 13
Coding region: 191-1603 (470 amino acids)
Biological process (GO): protein phosphorylation; signal transduction
Cellular component (GO): cytoplasm
Molecular function (GO): ATP binding; protein serine/threonine kinase activity
Source: RefSeq, a predicted model, not a curated record